This is a messenger RNA of Anoplopoma fimbria (sablefish), 4815 nucleotides long. RefSeq names its product mitogen-activated protein kinase kinase kinase 5. Lineage: Eukaryota; Metazoa; Chordata; Actinopteri; Perciformes; Anoplopomatidae. Gene Ontology annotation, molecular function: ATP binding; MAP kinase kinase kinase activity. The transcript is spliced from 28 exons. The record is from RefSeq and is a predicted model, not a curated record. The coding region runs from base 277 to 4278 and encodes 1333 amino acids. Gene Ontology annotation, biological process: cellular response to stress; protein phosphorylation; MAPK cascade.
GUUCAGUUUCACUCUCAAAAUGUCAGCGGGCGGAGCGGAUCAGGAGAGGAGAGGAGGGCGGGUCCACUGGAGAGGAGUACCGGGAAUGACAGUGGAUGUGUGCUCCGUGAGCGGGGGCGGCGACACAGACACACCUGGGGGAACUACAGGAACACGCAACAGUGCUGCUACUACUACCGCUACUACCGCUGCUGCGUUUUAGUUUAUUCAUGGGAACUUUGUCCCUACAGAAGAACCAAUUCACGCACUGAGCUGCGGAAUAAUUAAGCCAGAGACAUGUACACCACGGAGCGCAGGCGAAUGAGCCUGCACGACCUGAGGCGCAAAGACCCCGUCCGGGUGUCAGCUGGGAGUUUGUGGCAGGACUCUUCGGCUAUGGAGCUGGGCGCCGGCGGCUCCGGUAAGACGGUCGUCUCUCCGCGGAGUCGCACCAGAGCUGUAUCCGUGGCAUACAUUGCGAACGAGGACGCGUCGGUGCCGCAGACGGAGGAGAACUUGACUCUGAAAUGCCUGAAGGAAGCCUGCGCGGACGCACACGCUGUCUUGAAAACCAUUUCAUUUGAGAGGAUAUCCAUGGGGACCACAGACAUCCUGGAUAGCUUCUACAAUGCAGAUGUAGCAGUGGUUGAGAUGAGUGACUCUUUCUGCCAGCCUUCCCUUUACUAUCACUUGGGAGUGAGAGAAAGCUUCAGCAUGACCAAUAACAUAAUCCUAUACUGUUACAAGCAGGAUAGUGAUCUACAGGCUCUCAAGGAGCAGUGUGGCAGUUACACAUUCAUCCCUUACGUAGUUACACCUCAGGGCAAAGUGUUUGCCUGCGACGCUACAAUCAUGAUGAAUGGUAUCAAAGAGUUGAUGCAGCCCAGUUUCCAGCUGGAGCCCCUGCUAACCCCGCUGGUGGAGAGACUGGUGCAUCUGCUGAACAAUGUACAAGUUCAGUCCAGCGAGUACUUCCGGGAGUCAAUCCGGCAUGAGAUUCGUAUGGCACGUGAGCGGUUCAGCGGCAAAGCCCUGAGUGAGGAGUUGAGCCGCAUCCAGAAACGCCUGGACAGUGUAGAGCUGCUCACCCCUGAUAUAGUCAUGAACCUGCUGUUGUCCUACAGGGACAUUCAGGACUACGAUGCCAUAAUCAAACUGGUGGAGACGCUCAACGAGCUGCCCAUGUGUCUAGUAGCAAAGCAUCAGAACAUCAAAUUUAACUACAUAUUUGCUCUAAACAGGAGGAAUAAACCCGGGGAUCGCCCUAAGGCUUUGCAGGCCAUUCUGCCUAUUGUGGAGUCGGGGGUCAAGGUGCCGUCAGACGUCUACUGCCUGUGUGGACGGAUCUACAAAGACAUGUUCAUGAGCUCUGGGUUCACUGACCAGCCCAGCAGAGACCUGGCCUGCUACUGGUAUGGAAAAGCUUUUGAGACGGAGCCAACUCUUCACUCGGGCAUCAACAACGUGGUCCUCCUGAUGGUUGCUGGACAUGAAUUUGACACUUCUAUUGAGCUGCGCAAAAUAGGUGUGACUCUAAGCACCCUGCUUGGUAGAAAGGGCACUUUGGAGAAGAUGAAGGACUACUGGGAUGUCGGCUUCUACCUCGGAGCGAACAUCCUCGUUAACGAACAUCGGAAAGUCAUCUUGGCCUCUGACAAACUCUACAGGCUCAACGCCCCUGUCUGGUAUGUGGCAUCCAUCAUGGAGACGUACAUCCUGUACCGGCAAUUUGCAAAGCUACCUGAUGUUAAAUCUCCUAAACAGGACACCAUGGACUUCUGGAUGGAGCUCCUUUUGCAGGCCUGUAAACCCACUGACUCCACAGGCCGCUGCCCAGUGCUCAUUCUGGAGCCCAGUAAAGUCCUCCAACCAGCUAUAGUGUGUGUGAGCGAGGAGGACGAAAGUCGCACUGUCCAGUUGAAACACGUCACACCCUUAUUAAAGAAAGGCUUACACCAGUGGACUUUCCCAGCCUCUGCAAUUCGGGGAGUAAGUGCUUCAAAGAUUGAUGAGCGGAGCUGCUUCCUGUAUGUCCACUACAACUCGGAUGACUUCCAGCUCUGUUUCCCUUCUGAGCUUCACUGUAAAGGUUUCUGCGAGCUGGUAAACUCUCUGCUACAGCUGGCUGAACAGCCCGCCCAGGACCUGAACCAUCUAGCUGAGGGAAUACCAGAGUUCAUCUACGAAACCAAUGAUAAUGGCGACAAGGUAGUUCUGGGUAAAGGGACGUACGGUGUGGUGUAUGCUGGGAGGGACCUGAGCAACCAAGUACGCAUCGCCAUCAAGGAAAUCCCAGAGAAGGACAGGACGUACUCCCAGCCCCUUCACGAAGAGAUAGCUCUGCACAAGAGGCUAAAACACAGAAAUAUUGUCCAGUACCUGGGCUCCGUCAGUCAAGAUGGCUUCAUCAAGAUCUUCAUGGAGGAAGUACCUGGAGGUAGUUUGUCAUCUCUCCUGCGCUCCAAAUGGGGUCCCCUGAAAGACAACGAGGCCACCAUCAUCUUCUACACCAAACAGAUCCUGGAGGGACUGAAAUACCUUCAUGACAAUCAGAUAGUCCACAGAGACAUUAAGGGUGACAAUGUAUUGAUCAACACAUAUAGUGGAGUGUUGAAGAUCUCUGACUUUGGAACCUCUAAACGAUUAGCAGGGAUCAACCCCUGUACUGAGACAUUUGCUGGAACACUCCAGUACAUGGCCCCAGAGAUCAUAGACCAAGGGCCUCGGGGUUAUGGGAAGCCGGCUGAUAUCUGGUCCCUAGGGUGCACUAUCAUAGAAAUGGCGACAGGCAAACCACCCUUCCAUGAGCUGGGAAGUCCUCAGGCGGCCAUGUUCAAGGUGGGCAUGUUUAAGAUCCACCCCAAAGUUCCAGAGUGCAUGUCGGACCAGGCAAAGGCCUUCAUCAUGAACUGUUUCGUGCCGGACCCUGACGACAGAUCCACAGCCACAAAGCUGCUGAGUGACACCUUCCUCAGGUCGUCUCCCAGGAAGAAGCCCAAAGCUCCGCAGGAAUCAGAACCUAAUGACUACCUCUCUUCUACUGACUACCAACGCAGCCUGUCUGUACCGGUCUCCAUCCUGGUGGAGGACACUGAUUCGUACUCGGGUUCAAUCGACCUGUCCUGUUCCCUGGACCUCAGGUGGCACCAGUCCGCCCUCAAAGCAGAUGAAAAGUCUGAGAGCCCACCCAGCACGAGCAGCUAUCUUUCAAUACCAGAGGACUCCCCAUCAUGCAUGAGCAGUCCAGCCUCAACAGAGGAGAAUAUGGGUCUUUUUAUGCUGAGAAAGGACAGCGAAAGGAGAGCCACACUGCACCGAAUCCUCACAGACUACAUCAGCCUUGUCGUCUCUAAUAUACUGGAAUCUGUGCCUCAGCAUGACAGAGGACCAACGCUAACUGCAGACAACAUCACAGAGCUCAUUAGCUGCCUGGGCGACAACAUCCGCUCCCCUGACAGGAAGAAGCUGACCAGCAGCUUGCUGGCACUACGGACCACGCUGGUCGCUGCCAGAGUAUCACUGAACAGCCUGCAGGCGGUGCUGUUCAGCUUCCAAGAUGCAGUAAAGAAGGUGUUGAGGCAACAGCAAGUGAAACCUCACUGGAUGUUUGCUCUGGACAAUCUGUUGAGACAGGCAGUGCAGGAUGCUAUCACUGUGCUCCUACCAGAGCUGAAACUCCAGCUGCAGUCCUCAUUUGAGACGGAGGACAGCACUACUGAGGAGCAGUCUGCUGAUCCAGACACUCCUGUAGUUAUUGACCCUGACCAGAUGUUUUCGCUAGAAGAUAUGCGGCAGACAUCAUCCAUAUGUGAGAUUCUGCCCACGGCUAGCCCCAACUCCCCUACAGACCUGGUCAUCAACAGCAGCUGCCCCCUCGGUGAGAAACUGAGGGACCUGCGAACACAGACCAGCAGACUGCUGAGUCAGCUGAAUGAGAAGGAGAGAGAGUAUCAGGAGCUACUGAGGAGCUCUGUCCAGAGGAAGCAGGAACAGAUAGAUGCACUGAGAAAAGCUGAAGUCACUGAGGAUGGUGGAUUGGCCACACAGAAAGGUUUGAAUCCAGAAGUGAAGGCUUUGGUGCGCUGGCUCAAGUCUGUCCCAGUAGACGAAGACACGAUAAAUAAGCUGCUCUCUCAUGAGUUCACCUUGGACUGUCUCUUCUACAUGGCCUCCAGGGAAGACUUGAUGUACUGUGAAAUAAGAGGUGGCAUGCUGUGUAGAGUCUGGGCAGCAAUCACGGCUCGCAGGAAAACCCAGCUCAGCACACACAGCGAGGACAGCGAGGACACUCUUCUUUAAUGGAUGCUGAUGUUGUACAUCAAAGGACAGAAUUAUUGACAGGCUGGCCCUGUGUCAACUGGAGGAAGUGGGGAACAGGGCUGUGUCUGCAGGAAACUGAUGUAAAGCACGAUAGAUUUUGGUUGCCUUGUUGGACAGUGAAUGUAUUUUUCUUAAAAGAAACUGACAAUUUCUUCCGGUUUUAGGUAGAAUGCAAAAAUCUUAACUUAAAAGUCAGAUCUAGCAAACCCAGAUAUUGCAGGCCUUUUUUUACAUUUCUCAGGGCUUUGGCAAGUGGGAUAACAGUUAUGGCUUCAUAAAAACUGCCUAUAGAGUAUUGAUUUGUCUUUAAACAGACACGAUAUAUACAUGUACGCUAGAUUUAAACGCAUAAUGUAGCCUUCUGAUGACGCUGUUUUACAGUUUUUUCCAGAAAACUAAGCAGGAGGACCUAAGUUAUUUUUAUAAUUAUUAUUAUUCUGGGUGGGAAACACGGAUCAUUUGUACUGUGUAUGCUGUUAAAACUCAUUUAGUUAAUAAACAAGCACCUUAAAUCUC